Molecule: messenger RNA, 1389 nt
Organism: Fusarium coffeatum
Lineage: Eukaryota; Fungi; Ascomycota; Sordariomycetes; Hypocreales; Nectriaceae
Exons: 2
Coding region: 1-1389 (462 amino acids)
Source: RefSeq, a predicted model, not a curated record
AUGUCGAACAAUACUCCGACCGUAUUCCCCUGGGAAUGCCGAGACAAGGAAGACCAGGCAAAGGAUGCUUUCACCCAUCCGCACCGCCGUUUGAAUCAGUCUCUUACUGAAGAGAACAUGCGACUGAAGCGCAUUCUGCGCGAGAAUGGCAUUGCUUGGUCUCCUGUUUCAAUGAACCAUAUACAGCAGUCCAACCCCCUCAAGCGCAAGACCCGAUCUUCCAUGCCCACUUCAACCCCUUAUCUUCCCAUGGAAAUCAUCCUCCGAAUCCUCAAAUUCGCCAUGAAAUCUCCUAAUUCGAUUGUUGACCCAUUGUCCCCUCUGAUACCUGAGAAUCUAUCGGACAAGGAGAAGGCGCAGGGCAACCAGAUUGCCAUCAAUUUUCUAGCCACCUGCAAAGCUCUUCAUGCUGAAGGUACCCGAUACUUGUGGGAAUCGAAUACGUUCACCUUUACAACUUCUCGGGCCGUACGUGUCUUUGCAGACCUUCCUGCCGAGUUUCGUCGGGGUAUCACUCAUGUCAACUUCCGUAUCAUUGCACGAUACUAUGACGACCAGCCGUCUCGCCGACACAAGUUGGAUCGCCGCUAUCACGCUGAUCUGAACAAGGACCAUCACUUGAAGGUCCAGCAGCGCCCUACCGAAUCUCCUCUUAUUCGGGGCGGUUUCCGGUGCUACACUUGGAAUCAGAUUGUCGACUGCCUCGAGGGACUUCGUGCACCCUUCGAUCCGAGUUACCGAAACAGGAAGCAACUGCGACCCAAAAUGCUGCCAUCCCUGGUUUCCCUCCGGAUUGACCUUGUCAAUUUUUCAGACACCCUUCUGCCAUUCUCUGGCUCAGAAUUACAUGACAUCUGCGCCCACGAGCUCGGCUGCACCCUGAAUGAACUUCAAGUCACAGGCAUGCCAUUCGAUGAUACUGGCCUGAAGGCCUCUGCCGAAAUGAGCGGUAUGCUCAAAGAUGAAGGUCUAUAUCUCGAUGGCCCAGCUGCGUACAUGGCCCGCUCCAAGUACCUUCAACGUCUUAGAGGGAGGAAAUGGUGCGCUAGAGUGGUUAGAGCAUCCAAGCCGGAAGACGAGGAGGAGGACAGCGAUGACGACGACGAGCCGUUUCACGGCCAUUCGCAUGCUAGACUUGGAGUCUUGCCCCCUGCGCCGAGUGAAGAAGGACACCCAACCUCAGACCGAGACGAAGAGACUGUGAUCUGGAAGCGAGUACCUAUUAACCGAGACGCCGAUAAGCGCGAAUGGGUUCAAUUCUCCCGUCAAACCGGAUACGAGUCUGCUGACGCCGACUGGGACAGCGAAGAAGAGGGCAUCUGUCCCUGCUGCGGAGACUCCCACUCCCACUCAGGCUCGUCCUUUCUGGAUGUUUUGAUGGAUGAAUAG